Marmota monax (woodchuck) is the source of this 4566-nucleotide messenger RNA. RefSeq names its product interferon-gamma-inducible GTPase 10-like. The record is from RefSeq and is a predicted model, not a curated record. The transcript is spliced from 2 exons. NCBI's taxonomy places the organism in Eukaryota, Metazoa, Chordata, Mammalia, Rodentia, Sciuridae. Gene Ontology annotation, cellular component: endoplasmic reticulum membrane. Gene Ontology annotation, biological process: cellular response to interferon-beta; defense response. Gene Ontology annotation, molecular function: GTPase activity; GTP binding. The coding region runs from base 283 to 1557 and encodes 424 amino acids.
AAAUCAGCCAGUUCCCUCCUGACCAGAAGUGCAGGAGCCACAUGCUGCUAUGGUUCUUUCCUUCUGCUUCCACACUGGGCUCAUUAUGCUAGAUAGAACAGAGACUUGCCUCACCUCUUGCUUUCUGUGCUGACUCCAGAACACAGUGUGUGUUCUGGGAGAGGACAGCUCUGUGCUCGUAUUAGUUGCCGUGCUGUGGGCUUCACAGUCUCAGCAUUUUCUGCUGUUCCUGUGGAUUUAUUUGAUGCCAGAAAUCUCUUUGACCUUCCACAGUUAACUACCAUGGAUCAGUUCAUCUUAGCCUUCCUGAAGAAUUCAUCGAUAAAGAAUUUUCAGCAUUUGGCUAACGACUUUAUGCCUCACUACUCCACAUUAAUUAGUAAGGUAGGAGGCAUCCUCUCUCCAGAAACCCUCAGUAAUAUUCAAAAAGACCUUCAGGAAGGGAAGCUAAAUGAUGCAGUGGACAAGAUCCAAGAAUCACUUGCUGCAGCAGAAAAUUGUAUUCUGGAGGUGGCUGUAAUAGGGGAGUCUGGGACUGGCAAGUCCAGUUUCAUCAAUGCCCUGCGAGGGGUUAGUUCUGAAGAGGAGGGAGCAGCUAACACUGGAGUUGUAGAGACCACCAUGGAGAAGACCCCCUAUCAACAUCCAAAAUAUCCCAAGGUGACCUUCUGGGACCUGCCUGGAAUAGGGACUCCCAAUUUCCUUCCAGACACUUAUCUAGAUACUGUGGGAUUUACUAGCUAUGACUUCUUUAUCAUCAUUUCUUCCUCCCGGUUCAGCUUCAAUGAUGCUCUCCUGGCUCAGAAAAUCAAAGAGGAGGGGAAGAAGUUUUACUUUGUUAGAACCAAAGUGGACAGUGAUUUAUAUAAUGAAGAGGUAACCAAACCGAAGUCCUUCAAAAGGGAGAGAGUCCUUCAGCAGAUUCGAGACAACUGUCUGGCUAAUCUCAGUUCCAUUGGAGUACCUGAGCCAUGCAUCUUCCUAGUCUCUAAUUUUAACUUGGAUAAUUUUGAUUUCCCAAGACUACAGGAGACUCUGCUGAAGGAUCUCCCUGCUCACAAGCGUCAUAUCUUUGCACUUCUGUUGCCCACUUUUUCUGAUGCUUCUAUUGAAAUAAAGAGAGAUUUCCUCAAGGAGAAGAUCUGGUUGGAUGCUGUGAAGUCAGCAUCUUUGGCCUUUGUCCCCUUCAUGCCCAUUAUCUAUGGCUUUGAUUUGCCUGAACAAGAGAAGUGCUUGAAGGUUUACCGAAAACAUUUUGGUCUUGAUGAUAUGUCAAUUGAAGAAAUUGCUGAAAAGUUGGGCACUUCUAUGCAGGGCAUCAAGACAUACAUCAAGUCCUUGGAUUUCUGGCAACUUGUGAAGGAUGAUAGUAUAGCAGCAAAGGCGAGGAGCUGUGCUGAGUGCUGCUGUUCAGUGAAUGGAGGUGCCAUAUCUGCUGUCUUCCAACUUCUAAAAAUCUACUUUUUACGUUUGAAAUUCCUUGAUACUGUGGCUAAUGAUGCUAAAAUUCUCUUGCAUAAGACUUUAAAAAGGGCUGGGGAUGUGGCUCAGCGGUAGCGCACUCGCCUGGCAUGCGUGUGGCCCGGGUUCGAUCCUCAGCACCACAUACAAAGAUGUUGUGUCCGCCAAUAACUAAAAAAUAAAUUAAAAAAAAAAAGACUUUAAAAAUUCAAGUCUGAGAGGAUGAGAUAAAGGUGGCACUGAGGUAGGAGAAAUUUCUAAAAAUAAUUAAAUAGGCACAAAGGAGACAUAAAGAAAGAAAAAUAAAUUUUAAUUCAGAAGUUCCACAUUCAUUUCCAGGCCUAUCACUACCCAAGCCAGUAUCUUUCAAACAGCCAGGUCUGCUACUCCAAAAAUCCUGGGAAACAUGUAAAUCUACCUUUUUCACUGUUAAUUACCCACCCCCAACAAAUAGAUUAAAUAAAGAGAAAUAUGAUAUUCUGAGAGACCUGUAAUUUAGAGGGACUUUCCACCUCUGUUGACAAGAUAAUAAAGACUACAUCAGCCCAAGGAUCCUGAGAUUGACCAGACUACCAUAAAACAUCUUGAGAUCACCAGACUGAUAUCAUUUCUACAAAUCUUUUUAUACCCACCUCUCACCAAGUUUCCUUUAAGAGUCAGGAACCCUAAAAAUGUGUCUCUCAUUCUCAAGAUGGCCUUCAUUCUCUUUUGAAUGUAUAUUUCUUGUUCAUGUCAAGAAACACAUAUUGUUUCUUGAAUGUACCCUCCCUCCCCCCCCCCUCUCUCUCUCUCUCUCUCUCUCUCUCUCUCCCCUACAUUCUCAUUUUGAGAUACCUUGUAUAUCUACUUUCCUAAAUAAACCUCUGACUGGCACAUACUAAAAUUCUUUUCCAUCAAUACAUAAUCUAAGAACCCCUCUGGUCCUGAGUCAAGUUUCCCCUUCUCUCUGGAAACUCCUUAGACCCUUCUCUAGAGACACAUCUUCUCCUGUAACAGCACAACUUACUAAAUACUGAAUGAACCUCAAGCCUUGCCUUCUAAGAGUGAGGAUGGAAGUUGUAUUUCUCCUAACAUCCUAUAGGCCAGCUAUUCCCAAAUGUUGAAGUAAUAUCUGUUCAGUGAAAGAAGGCCCUUGCUCAUGACCUCACACAGAUGUUUUGGCCAUAGCCUUGGAGUGACCAAGAGAUCUUUAUUGCAAUGAUUUAUGAUUAACAGGGAAGGAAGAGAAAGAGAGAGAGAGAGAGAGAGAGAGAGAGAGAGAGAGAGAGAAGGAAAAAAGAGAAGAAAGGGAGAGAGCAAAGUGAGAGGAGGGGUGGGAGAGAGAAGAAAGAGGGGAGAGGGGUGAGAAAGUGUGAGAGAGAGAGAGUAAGAGAGGGAGGCCCAGCAAGAAAGAGUUUUUAUAGCCAAAAUCUAAUGGGGUCUUUGGGUCUGCAAGCUGCCUUGUUGGCAUACAGUGAUUGGAUCAUACAGUAGUUGCUAAGGGUAUCAUCUUCUGCCCUCAGGAAGACUGGGAAGGGGCUAGAUGUGGGUUUCCCUUGCACCAGACAGGUGGGGGUCCAGUGUUCAGCCUUGAGUGGGGUUGAGUGUUCAGGCUUGAGGCGAACAAGUGAUAAGAAACCAGAUGGGUGAGGGUGGGGGCCGAGUGUUCAGCCCAUCCUGCAGCUAACAUUUGUUCAGCCUGCUCCACAACUAACAGAUUCUAUAUGCUUUCUCUUAAUCUCAACAUAUUAUAAAGUACUUCACAUUUGUAUUUUUGGCUCAGACAAAAGAGUUUGUAACAAUCAAGAAUUAUACAUCUUCUCAAUAACCUUCUCAUCAAAAUAAGAGAAGAUAUAUAAAUAUGGGAAUUUGAUUAAAGAAAUAGUAAAAAGUGUUUGUGGUGGGAAGAUGUAGCAAGACAAGGAGGAACUUGAGAAAGAAUUAUAGAAAUGGUCUGUAUAUCACAUAUGUAGGUCAUGGUUUUUAUAUCUGGGGACUUUCCAGCAAAGGAUUGAUUAAGAUUCUGGUGAACAGGACACAGUGAGGGGCAGGUUGUAUCAAGUAGGAACUUGGGAAUAAAGGGAGAGAUAUUGAGUCUCCACGGAAACCCUCAUGAACCACUGAAAUGCAGAAAGCACCCAGGACAACUGCAACUUCUGAAUGAAGCAGCCUGUGCCCUUGGCCAACACCUUUGACCCAUGCCCUUGUCUGCAAAAGGUACCUGAGGGCAAUAAGCAAGUGCAGGGGACACUGGCAUGAAAUUGUGUAGCUCUGAUAUUGCUGGUUACCUUGACGAGUUCUGAUUGACUGAAUGUUGAAGUAUAAUACCAGAGAAGCACGCAGAGGCAAGCAUUGGAUAGAAAGUAAGAAGCUUUAUUUAAAGGAGAGUAAAAUAGAUUUCCCCCUGGGAGGAAGAUGAGGACCCUAAGGCAGAAUCCAUGGGAUGAGGAAGUCCCAUCCCUUUUAUACACUUAAAGUUUUCUUUGUUCGUUUGCAUUCUCUCUUUUCUUAUUCAUUUCCCCCCAUCCUGAAUUUGUGACUGGGAGAUGCCAGUGGUGUGGCCAAAAGAUGGGAAAUAGGUGGAUUGGAGGGGCCAAGGUGGAGUGAUCCAGAGAGGAAGGAGGCCCAGGGUACAUUAACAGCACCUGUCAGCUUAGGAGUUGCUUCAUUAACAACCCAUUGGGAGGGGUAGUGUAGGCCAGGCUCUGGGGAUAUUAACAUUUCAAUCUCCCAGGGGUGGUGGUUUCCAACUUCCCAGACCCAAACCAUUUUCUCCUUUUCUCUAUCUGACCCCAGAUUGCCUAUCUACACUGACUGCUUGUCUUUAAUUCUGGCUUCAGCUCUGAUCUAGUUUCACCUCUAUUCCAACACCCAGCAACCACACCACACCAACAGAUUGCUGUCUCUCCCUCUAGAGAUUUUACCCUGCAUGGGAGAAAAAGAAAGGGAAGUUAUUGUACAGUUGCUGAAACAGUAGAAAUGAGUCUCCAAGAAUUGCUGUUGAAUGUGUACUCCCUUGGAUGUGUACUCCUUACUUUACUGCAAAAGGCCUCUCUCUCUCUUGAGAUCACCCCUCCCCCUAUUUUCCCCUUGAAUGUGUUAAUAAACAUCUUUCUCAGUUUCUGA